AUGCAGCUGGACAGCGAAGAACGUCCCCUGCACGGCAUCCCAUACCGAUUCAUGUGGGACGAUACCACCGGCAUCCUCAAGAUCCUUAUUCACGGGCACGAUGUCAUGACGAUCAACAUCACGCGCGCCAUCGGCCUUUUCUGCAGCCGCAGGGGAAUGGACCCUACCACAGAAUUCGCCUGGGGCAGAACCACCACCCGGCUUCUCUGCGCAGGACGCAAAGGCAAACAGCCGGAUGGAUGUCUCUUCCCAAGCCCCGGAUGCAACGAGAGAGCGAGGCUUGGCCCACCCUGGUCAUCGAAGCAGGCGCCACGGCAUCACUUCCCCGGCUCCGCGAAGAGGCAAGAUGGUGGCUGCGCAACUCGCAAAAAGAAGUCCGGACAGCAACAGCAACAUCAACAUCAGCUAUCCCAUCAGCCUGAAGCUUCUCUGCAGGCGUACGCUGCUCAGACUGUUGAGAUCAGUCCCGAGUCUGUUUUUGGGGCUCCUCUCGUUCUUCCUCUUGAGGAGCUACUCGACCGACCCCGGCAGGGCAGGGAGGCUGAUAUCAUCCUGGCGGAGGAACAGCUUCGCGUCUGCAUGCGCUGGGUGUGGCAAUUCAUGGAUUGA
Aspergillus fischeri NRRL 181 is the source of this 609-nucleotide messenger RNA. RefSeq lists its product as uncharacterized. The record is from RefSeq and is a predicted model, not a curated record. The coding region runs from base 1 to 609 and encodes 202 amino acids. Lineage: Eukaryota; Fungi; Ascomycota; Eurotiomycetes; Eurotiales; Aspergillaceae. The transcript is spliced from 2 exons.